AGUAACUUCCAGUUCUUCUCACUUUCCCUUCCGGGUCGGGACCCCGCUGAUAUCCGGUCUUGGCACCUGGUCUUGAUAUCCGGUCUUGCGUACUAGGUCCCGAGCGCAGCCCCGCAGCCCCGCCGCUCCACCGUUGCUAUGGUAGCCGGUGGCUGACGGAGCAGUGAGGGUGGUGUUGCGUGGUCUCGCUGCGACCGCGCGGCUCCAGGCCAGCGGGAACACAGAAUGGGCUGAGGCGGCGAGGCGAGGCGAGGCGAGGCGAGGGGCGCAACGCCGAAGUAGAAGCCAGGCUUGGAAAUGGAGAUGUAUGAAACUCUUGGAAAAGUGGGAGAGGGAAGUUAUGGUACAGUCAUGAAAUGUAAACGUAAGGAUAUGGGGCAGAUAGUGGCCAUUAAGAUAUUCUAUGAGAAGCCGGAAAAAUCUGUCAACAAAAUUGCAACGAGAGAAAUAAUGUUUCUAAAGCAAUUUCAUCAUGAAAACCUGGUCACUCUCAUUGAAGUUUUUAAACAGAAAAAGAAAAUUCAUUUGGUAUUUGAAUUUAUUGACCACACAGUAUUAGAUGAGUUACAACACUAUUGUCAUGGAGUAGAGAGUAAACGACUUAGAAAAUACCUCUUCCAGAUCCUUCAAGCAAUUGAAUAUCUUCACAGUAAUAACAUUAUUCAUCGAGAUAUAAAACCUGAGAAUAUUUUAGUGUCCCAGUCAGGAAUUGCCAAGCUCUGUGAUUUUGGUUUUGCACGAACGCUAGCAGCUCCCGGCGACAUUUAUACAGAUUAUGUGGCCACACGCUGGUAUAGAGGUGCAGAACUAGUAUUAAAAGAUACUUCUUAUGGAAAACCUGUGGAUAUCUGGGCUUUGGGCUGUAUGAUCAUUGAGAUGGCCACUGGGAGUCCCCAUCUUCCUAGUAGUUCUGAUUUGGACUUACUCCAUAAAAUUGUUUUAAAAGUAGGUAGAUUCUUACCAGAAUUAAAAGCUAAAUUACUGCAAGAAGCAAAAGUCAAUUCCUUCAUAAAGUCAAAAGAGAAUUAUAAGGAAAAUGAACUAAUAAAAGAUGAAAGAAAAACAAUUUUUACCAAUACACUGCUAAGUACUUCAGUUUUGGGAAAGGAAACAGAAAAAGAGUAAAAACCUAAGGAGAUCAAAGUCACAGUUAUUAAAGUCGGAGGAGGAAAAAGAGAUACCUCAGAACUGAAAAAGACGGAGUAUGAAGGUAGACACUGUCAUCAGGAUGCCUUUGAAAAUGUUCAUGCUUUGUCUCAAGAUACAAAACCUACAGUCUCUGAUCCACCAAACCCUGCCAAUCCCAUCACUAACUCUAAUGAUGUAAAGGAAGAGCCCCAUGCUGAAGGUUAUAUGAUAAUGCCACCCAUCAGUCUUACUAACACUAAUUUGAUGGCUGCAAAUCCCAAUUCAAAUCUCUUCCACCCCAAUCCAAGAUUAACUGAAAGAGCGAAAAAGAGACGCACUGCUUCACAAUCUAUCAGACAAGCUUUGUCUAAAAGCAGGCAAGAAGACAUAGGUCCUACGCAAAGCCAGAUGGAGAAGGGUAUCUUUAAUGAGUGCACAGGAAAAAGUGACCAAAGGGCAAGUGGGUACAAAAGGAAGCUGAACUUUUCCAGAUUUGACAGGAAAGAAUUCCAUUUCCCUGAAUUGCCUUUCACAGUACAGUCAAAGGACAUAAAAGGAAUGGAAGUUAAACUGAUGAAAGUGCUGAAGAGGGAAUCAAAGAAAACAGAUUCAUCUAAAAUACCAACUUUACUUAAUAUGGAUGAAAAUCAGGAAAAACAAGAGUUUAUUGCCAUCUAUCACUGCAUCCACCUGCUGUCCCAUUUUUAGAAAUAUUUGCUCUCCGUUAGCUAUCAGGUAAUCUUGUUGAAAUACCCCUAACUUCUACAUACCCAGAGGGAUUCUUGAAUUUUAUUUUGAAAUCUUGAAGCCUUCAACGGACAAAUGAAUAUUCACUAAAGCCAAAGAUUCACCAUAUCCUCAAUUAAGGUCCUGUUUCUAUUAUGUCUCUAUAAUGAAGGGAAGAACCUCUCAGAUGUAGAGUAGAAAAUAUAGCAGCUAAAAAUUCAAGGAAUCCCAGAAUCACGAGAUGACUGAGUGGGUAACAACACACCCUGUCCCAUGCCAGACCCUGUACUUCAAGUGCUUUCUGCCCUCUGAGAGUCAUAGAACUUCAGAAGUCAAUUCUCUUCUAGAGUGCCCAGGCUUCCUAAAUACCAGGGCUCUAACUCAGGACCUUGCGGGUGCGAGGCCGGUGCGGUGCCACUGAGCUAAGUCCCCGGCUGGAGGCUUUUUCCUAAUAUGAGCAUUUAAAGCUUUAAGUUUCCCUCUGAUCCAUCCCACAAAUUUAAAUAUAAUUAUCACGUCAAUCAUUAAUUCUCCUUUCGAUUUCCUCUUUGACCCAUUUAUUUAGAAGUCUCUUGUUUAAUUACCAACUAUCUAUUUGGGACUGUUCCAAAUAACUUUCUGAUACUGGUUAUUAAUUUAAUUCCAAUGUGGUCUGAAAAUAUAUUCAAUAUUUUAUCAAACUCUAAAUUCAUUGAGACUUGUCUUGUAUCCCAGCACACACUGUACCUUAGUAAAUAUUUGCACUUGAAAAGAAUGUGUAUUUGCUAAAAUUGGGUGUAGUGCUCUGUAAAUGGCAAUUAGAUUAAGUUGGUUGAUAGACAAUUUAGGUCUCAUAUCUUUACUGAGCUUUAGUCUAUUUGUUUCGUCAAUAUUGAAUCUUCAGCUAUAAUUGUAAAUUUAUCUGUUUCUCCUUUCAGUUUGAUCUGUAGUUGCUUUAUGUGUUCUGAUGCUGUUAUUAUGUAUACAUAUAUUUGGGAUUAUUAUAUUUCUGAUGAAAUUGACCUUUAUCUGCUAUCUAUUGUCCAACACUUUUUAAAAUAUUUUGUCCAGUUUUAUUACUGUUUGAGGCUAGGGCAAAUAUCCUUUACCCCAUCAUGGUUGAAGCUAGAAAUUCAGCUAAAGAGCUUUUGAAAAGAGUUAGUCACUGUUGUGAAUAGUGGAGACAUGGAGAAUAACACACUGACAUUUAGCCUAGGAAUUUUGGAAGAACUUUUAGAGUAAUCACCAAAAUUAUAGCCCUAUUUUCUAUAAAUUGCUCCUGGAUUAUUAUUUGAUGUUUUAGUUUAUGUCAUAGUUACUUUUCUUGUUGCUGAGAGAAAGUACCCGACACCCAAAGUUAAAGGAGAAAAGG
Messenger RNA from Heterocephalus glaber (naked mole-rat), 3205 nucleotides. RefSeq names its product cyclin dependent kinase like 3 (gene Cdkl3). Gene Ontology annotation, molecular function: protein serine/threonine kinase activity; ATP binding. Gene Ontology annotation, biological process: protein phosphorylation; negative regulation of axon extension; positive regulation of dendrite morphogenesis. NCBI's taxonomy places the organism in Eukaryota, Metazoa, Chordata, Mammalia, Rodentia, Bathyergidae. The record is from RefSeq and is a predicted model, not a curated record. Gene Ontology annotation, cellular component: nucleus.